Molecule: messenger RNA, 1458 nt
Organism: Hibiscus syriacus
Lineage: Eukaryota; Viridiplantae; Streptophyta; Magnoliopsida; Malvales; Malvaceae
Product: GPN-loop GTPase QQT2-like
Exons: 7
Coding region: 89-1306 (405 amino acids)
Molecular function (GO): GTPase activity
Source: RefSeq, a predicted model, not a curated record
CAAUCCGGGAGGUGGAAGCCCUUGAAGCUCGACAGUAUUUCUAGAACUUAGUCAAGGCUCAAAGAGAAAUAGCUUGGUUUUAUUGAAGAUGGAAAUUGAUUCUGGGUCGGGAAAACCAAAUGUUAAAACCUCAGAAGAAGGCAGUUCAAUGAAUAUGGAUUCCCAGGAACCCUCUGAAACAAAGGGAGACGGUGAUGAAAAGGAGCAGCUUGCUGGUAUUAUGGACAAGUUAAAUAUCGAGUCCUCUUCAGACGGUUUCAAGAGAAAACCGGUGAUUAUUAUUGUUGUUGGAAUGGCUGGGAGUGGGAAAACGACAUUCCUUCAUAGGCUGGUUUGCCACGCUCAAGCUUCGAAUAUUAGGGGUUAUGUGAUGAAUCUUGACCCUGCUGUAAUGACCCUUCCAUUCGGUGCUAACAUCGAUAUAAGAGAUACUGUUAAAUAUAAGGAAGUUAUGAAGCAGUUCAAUCUCGGACCUAAUGGUGGAAUCCUUACAUCACUUAAUUUGUUUGCUACCAAGUUUGCUGAGGUUAUCUCGGUUAUUGAGAGGCGAGCGGAUCAACUUGACUAUGUUCUUGUGGAUACUCCAGGGCAGAUUGAGAUAUUUACCUGGUCUGCUUCAGGGGCUAUCAUUACAGAAGCAUUUGCUUCAACUUUUCCUACUGUAGUCACUUACGUAGUCGAUACGCCUCGUUCAGCAAGUCCAGUUACCUUCAUGAGCAACAUGCUUUAUGCUUGUAGCAUACUUUACAAGACACGGUUGCCUCUUGUGUUAACAUUCAACAAGACUGAUGUUGCACAACAUGAAUUUGCUUUGGAGUGGAUGGAAGAUUUCGAGGCAUUUCAAGCGGCAAUAAGGUCGGAUAAUACAUACACAUCAGCUCUAACUGAGAGCCUGUCCCUCUCUCUGGAUGAAUUUUAUAGGAAUUUACGAUCUGUUGGAGUGUCGGCUAUUUCUGGGGCUGGAAUGAAUGAAUUCUUUAAAGCCGUUGAAGCCAGUGCUGAGGAAUACAUGGAAAAUUAUAAGGCUGACCUUGACAAGAGACGAGCAGAAAAACAACGCCUAGAGGAAGAAUGCCAGAAGGAGAGCAUGGAUAAGUUGAGGAGGGAUAUGGAACAAUCAAGAGGUGAAACUGUUGUCCUGAGUACUGGUUUGAAAGACAAAGAUGAGAGUAGAAAGACAAUGAUGAAUCCCGAAGAUGAAGAACCAGUGGACGAAGAUGAUGAUUAUGUCAGGUUCAGUGAAGAGGAUGAAGAUCUUAUAGAAGAGGAGGAUGAAGAUGAAGAGAUUGCCAGGUUCUCCUUCUAAUAAUAUAUGUUUAGCCCUGGAAGGACUAGCAGCACAACCAGAAUCGUAUCGGAUUUGUUGCGACUAUAAAUUCUCUUUAAACUUCGUAGAUGAUCUCACAUUUUGGGUGAAUAUUGGAGGUUCUUAAGAACAACUUUUUUUUCUGGAUUAAA